This is a messenger RNA of Symbiodinium necroappetens, 152 nucleotides long. The record is from the annotation of a GenBank genome assembly. Lineage: Eukaryota; Dinophyceae; Suessiales; Symbiodiniaceae.
GUGCCCUACGUGAACACCUGGUUUUGGCCCUCCUUUACGCUCGUCGGCACCUCAUCUCUCUUCUUCGGCAUCUACGUCGGCAAGAUCACAAACUCGCACGAGUGGAAGGAGAUCUUCCUGGAUUACUGCCACCACAAGCGGACGUCCUACUC